Messenger RNA from Periophthalmus magnuspinnatus, 1945 nucleotides. Its product is annotated as calcium-binding protein 1-like. Bases 53 to 1027 code for a protein of 324 amino acids. The record is from RefSeq and is a predicted model, not a curated record. NCBI's taxonomy places the organism in Eukaryota, Metazoa, Chordata, Actinopteri, Gobiiformes, Gobiidae. Gene Ontology annotation, molecular function: calcium ion binding. The transcript is spliced from 8 exons.
ACCCUGCUGGCACGUGCUUCUGAUCUGCCUCACGCGCAGAGAAAACACCAGGAUGAGUUCCUCUCUCCCGAAAAGCGAGUCUACCACGUCUCUUCUCCGCUCUCACGGCCAGGGGCUGAACCAGCGUGGUGCGGCUGUAGGAAGGGAGUCUACUGCACGGACUGAAACUGAGACCGAAACUAGCUCCAGGAGACCACUCUGUCAACCUCUGCGCGGGGCGCAGCGUGCGCAGAGGAUGGGCGACACUUUUACUCAAAGUCGGAAGGAGAAAGACCGGGGUAAAAGUUCAAGAUCCAAGCAGAACACAUCACACCAUCAGCAGGGCAGAAAGCCCUCCCCAUCCACCCAGCCCAAGAACCAGGACGAUGCCGCUUUCCUGUUCGAGCCCAGUCGGCGGGAGCAGAUGCUCCCCCGCGGCUCAUCAUCCAGCAUCAACUCCACAGACCCCCCAACGGCCAGUGCACCUGUGCGUCAUAACGCGCACGGCCGGACGGGCAAGAGGCUGAGCGCAACACUCUCAGAGUAUGACUCCACGCUUCACCCCAUCGUCAAGUCUGUAUUUGGACAGGACCGAGAGUUAAGACCAGAAGAAAUGGAUGAGCUGCGUGAGGCAUUUCGAGAAUUUGACAAAGACAAAGAUGGAUUCAUUGGGUGCAAAGACCUUGGUAACUGCAUGAGAACUAUGGGCUACAUGCCAACAGAGAUGGAGCUGAUUGAGCUCAGCCAGCAGAUCAACAUGAACUUGGGAGGUCAUGUGGACUUUGAAGACUUUGUUGAACUCAUGGGACCUAAGCUUUUGGCUGAAACGGCAGAUAUGAUUGGUGUAAAGGAGUUGAGAGAUGCAUUUAAAGAGUUUGACACAAAUGGGGAUGGAAUGAUCAGCACAGCUGAACUGCGUGAGGCAAUGAAAAAGCUUUUGGGACAACAGGUUGGUCACAGAGAUCUAGAGGACAUCCUCAGAGACAUUGACCUCAAUGGAGAUGGCCAUGUAGACUUUGAAGAAUUUGUGCGGAUGAUGUCUCGAUGAGCAGAAGAGACAUGACAACCUCUUAAUGCUUUAUUUAACCUCAGCAAAAGGGACUACUUACUAAACAUAUCAGACCUGCCUGGAGACUGCCACGCCAGGAGCACACUGUUGACCUGAUGCUGCUGCUGUUUUGUAGACCUUAAACUGGAUUUGGGCUUCACAGAUUAUAUUUAUAUACAGUAUAUUAGUGUUACUUGUCAUACUGGGUAAUUGAAAAAUUACUUCACCAUUUGGUGCAAUACAACUGUAGCAAUCCUGAGCAUAUGGCAGCACUAUGCCAGCAAAAGCCUUUAAAUAAUAGCAUGCAACUAUUUUAUGAAAUCAAGAUGUAAAGCACAAACAUAGAGGCAAUACUAAAACAACUUAUGCUGUGCUGUGAGAUCUGUGUGUUUGUGCAAUGUUGUCUCUCUUCACAUUCCACUAUAAUGUUUAGGUAGGAUUUUUUUGUUGUGGUGUAGCAACCAUAAUGUUUAAGCAACAUUAAGACUGUCUUACUGUGCUAAAUGUGUAAAAUAUGUAGUAAUUCAUAUUUAUGAGGGUUCUGAUAUACUCUUAUUUAACUUUAAACAUACCUAUAAAUAUGUUUUAUUAGGUUUAAGAAAUAAUGUUUACUGGGCUAACCCAAGGGAUACAGCAGGCCUAGCCUAACAGAAGGGCUAUGCCCUUUACCUUAAUUGAAAAUAAGAAGCAAUAAGCUAAGCUAUAAAAUAGCUUCUUCAAUGCUAAAAGCCAAAGAAAGUUUACAUAUCUUUAGAAAUCAUGGAUUUCAGUAAAAAUCUAAGCAUUACUGUGGCAGCUGAAUUGUGUAUGACCAUACGGGGUGAUUUAAAUUUACCUAUUACAUAACCUAAAGGGAAAUCUUUCUAUAUCGUUUUACAUACAGUAUCUGUGGAACUAUGCAUGCAAUGAACAAUGCAG